Messenger RNA from Cydia pomonella (codling moth), 1352 nucleotides. Its product is annotated as putative nuclease HARBI1. The record is from RefSeq and is a predicted model, not a curated record. NCBI's taxonomy places the organism in Eukaryota, Metazoa, Arthropoda, Insecta, Lepidoptera, Tortricidae.
AUGCCAUUAUUAAGGCAUGUAAAAUAUUAUAAAAUACGUAAGAAUCCACUGGAAGAACUUCAAGAAAAAGAUUUUAAAUCGAAAUACAGAUUUUCUCGAUCUACUACAUCUUUUAUCAUCGACAUGGUGAAAAAUGACCUAGCUGGUGAUUCAAGAGGUGGCUUUAUACCACCCCAUUUGAAAGUUUUGGCAGCAAUUAGAACAUGGGCCCGUGAAGAGUUUCAAGAUGAUGCAGGAGAUAUUAGUGGAAUAAGUCAGCCAACAAUAUCACUUAUAUGCAAACAAGUUGCCUUGGCUAUAGUUGCUCAAAGAGCUCAGUGGAUUAAAAUGCCACAAACAGAUGCAGAGCAGAAUAAUGUGAUUGCUGGUUUUUAUUCAUUGUGUGGGUUUCGACAAGUGAUUGGAGCUAUUGACUGCACACAUAUUCGAAUUCCAAAAGUCGGUGGAGAUGUUGGACAGUACUAUAUAUAUAGGAAAGGAUAUAGUUCAAUAAAUGUGCAAGUUGUGGCAAAUGCUAAUUUGGAAAUUAUGGAUUAUAUAGUUGCUCAUUGGCGAGGCAGUACACAUGACUCUAAAAUAUUUAAUGAAAGUAGCUUGAAACAAAGAUUUGAGAGAUCGGAAUUUAAGGGCAGACUUUUAGGAGAUUCUGGAUAUGCUUGUACACCUUAUUUAUUUACUCCUGUCCUUCGCCCUACUACAGAAAAGGAAGAAAUGUAUAACAAGGCACACAUAAGGACCCGUAAUGUAGUGGAAAGAUGCUUUGGAGUAUGGAAGCAAAGGUUUCAGUGUUUGCUGAGAGGAUUUUCCACAAAAUUGGAAAACACAAUAUUAUAUAUUGUUACAUUGGCUGUACUGCACAAUAUUGCAAUGCACAGGCAAGAUCUAGAAGAAGGUGAAGCAAGUGAUGACACUGUCCCAGUGACUCCAGCAAUCAACACCUCUCUUAGAGGAAAUUCUGUACGAGCAGCCUUUAUUAAUGAGAAUUAAAAAAAAAAUAUUAAAAUUAUUAUAUGCAUAUUAAUAUUAGCCCUUUGGCGCAAAUAAAAGUUUUAAAUUUACAAUAUUUUUUAUUUUAAACUUAUCUUACAAAAAUCAUAAAAGAGUACUUGCUAACUCUAACAUUUACUUGAUAGAUAUCUUGAUAGUAAUGUGAAACACGAUAGACGAAUUCUUGAGAUAAACUUGCUUUAUUAUAAUUUGAUAGGUGUGCACACUUAUUUAGUAGCGAACGUGAUUAUUUAAUGAAUGAAAAGGGGUACUUAUUGACUAAUUAUAACACUUUUAUAUAAACUAAAUGCUGCUGGGGCAAAUGAUGAAUAUGAUGCAUGUGCAAUUUACUUGUACAUAUUCCG